UUUCCUUUUUUCCUUUUGUCCAUCCCUCCUUUUACUCCUUCACUCCUUCCUUUCCUUCCCUUUACUCAUUCCUUCCUUCCUUUCGUCCAUCCCUCCUUUUCCUCCUUCCUUCCUUCCUUCCUGCGCUGCCAUCUGCAUUUAGUCCUCCAUUUUGUGACCUUUUACGAAGUCCCUUCUUGGCGCUGGGGGCCAUAGAGAAGCCCCCAUGGAUCGCGUCAGCGACGCCGCCAAUGCCAGCGCUGCUUCCGGCGUCACUGCCAACGCCGCCAACGCCCCUCCAGGCUGCUACACUUACCAGGUAAGCCGCCACAGCGCUGACCUCCUCCACAGCCUCAACCAGCAGCGCAAAAACGGCGGCCGCUUCUGCGACGUCCUCCUCCGCGUUGGCGAGGAGAGCUUCCCCGCACACCGUGCUGUCCUGGCCGCCUGUAGCGAGUAUUUCGAAUCCGUGUUCAGCACACAAGGGAUCGACGAUGGCUGCAGAGACAGCGGUGGAGGGAACGGUGACGGCGCGGAAACCAGAAGCGCCGCCGAAACCGCGCCGGGCCUCGUGGGCCGCGAGUUAGAGAUGCACACCAUCAGCUCCAAGGUCUUCGGCGACAUCUUGGAUUUCGCGUACACGUCGCGCAUUGUCGUGCGCCUGGAGAGCUUCCCUGAAUUGAUGACGGCAGCCAAGUUUCUCCUCAUGCGCUCCGUGAUUGACAUCUGUCAAGAGGUCAUCAAGCAGUCCAACGUUCAGAUCCUGGUCCCACCGGCCGCGCGUCCGGACAUCAUGCUUUUCCGUCCCGGCACCGCUGACCUAGGCUUCCCUUUGGACAUGACGAACGGCGGCAGUUUGGCGCCGAACGGUAACGGGAUUGCAGGGAUGGCAGACGACGACGCCACCCGCGCCGCGCUGUCCGCCGUCGCGCAAUCAGGGCUCCCGGUCCUCCAAGGCGUUGACCGGCUUCCCAUGGUGGCGGGGCCUCUUUCGCCGCAGCUGUUGUCGUCACCAUUCCAAAACGCCGCCACGGCAUCGUCACUGGCGGGCAGCAAGCGUGGGCGCGGACGCCCCCGGAAGGCGAACAUUUUGGACUCCAUGAUGUUCAGCGCUCCUGGAGGUUUGCGCGAGGCGGGGAUCCUGCCAUGCGGAUUGUGCGGGAAGGUCUUCACCGACGCCAACCGCUUGCGCCAACACGAGGCACAACAUGGCGUCACCAGCCUGCAGCUGGGGUACCUUGACUUGCAGCCCCCGCUCGUGCCGCCGCGCCUGGGCGAAAACGGUGGUGUCGGCGUCGCCGGGAUGGAUGACACGGCGUCGGAGGCGCCACGUAAGAGGAGCCGUACACGGAAGCAAGUGGCGUGCGAGAUCUGCGGGAAGAUCUUCCGCGACGUCUACCACCUGAACCGGCACAAGCUGUCACACUCUGGCGAGAAGCCAUACUCGUGCCCCGUGUGCGGGCUGCGCUUCAAGCGCAAGGACCGCAUGUCGUACCACGUGCGCAGCCACGAUGGCUCCGUUGGGAAGCCCUACAUCUGCCAGAGCUGCGGGAAAGGCUUCUCCAGGCCUGACCAUCUCAACGGACACAUCAAGCAAGUCCAUACGUCUGAGCGGCCGCACAAAUGUCAGCAGGAAGUUGGGGACCAACCUGGAGUAAGCUCAGAGACACCCGAAUCCCUUCAAGAGACGUGCAAUGCAUCCUUCGCCACCCGCGACCGCCUGCGCUCGCACCUGGCAUGCCACGAAGACAAGGUCCCCUGCCAGGUCUGCGGGAAGUACCUGCGCGCGGCAUACAUGGCGGACCACCUCAAGAAGCACAGCGAGGGGCCUAGCAACUUCUGCACCAUCUGCAACAGAGGUUUCUCCUCUGCCUCCUACUUAAAGGUCCAUGUUAAAACCCACCACGAUGUUCCCCUUCCCCAGGUCUCCCGACUCCCGGAGCCCAUCCCGAAUGGGGGAGCAGCGUUCCACAGCGCCAGGACCUAUGGCAUCAAAGAAGGCCAGAAAUGCUCACAUUUGGACCAGAUUGAGAGUUCAGAUUCGUACGGCGACCUCUCCGAUGCAAGCGACCUCAAAACCCCCGAGAAGCAGAACGCCAACGGAUCCUUCCCCUGCGAAAUGGCCGCUGCCGCCGCCAGGAACAAAUCGGAGCCCGAGGCUGACAGGAAGUACCCCUGCCCCGAGUGCGGGAGCUUCUUCAGAUCCAAGUCCUAUCUCAACAAACACAUACAGAAAGUCCAUGUACGGUCGCUCGCGGCGGUGGCAGCAAAUCCAUUAGGGGACUUGGGUUCGGCGCUCGGUUCCCCCUUUUCCCCACAACAGAACAUGUCCCUUUUGGAGUCGUUCGGGUUUCAGAUCGUCCAAUCCGCCUUCGCCUCAUCCCUCGUCGACCCAGACGUCGACCAGCAGACGAUGGGAACUGACGGAAAAUGAGACCUGGCGGACAAAACAGGACCCGACGGAUAACGAGACCUGACGGAAAAUGAGACCAGUGGAUAAUGAGACGCGGAUAAUGAGGAACGAUAGAAAAAGACCCGUUGGAAAACGAGAUCUGGCGGAUGAGACCCGUUGGAUAAUGAGACCCUUUGGAAAAUGAGAUCCAAAUGGAAAAUGAGACCCCGUCGGAAAACCGAAAUGACUUUCUAAGGGAUUUUUCUGUAUCAAAAAAACACAUAUUCAGGGGAGAUAACAAAAAAAUUAAUCCACUUUUGUAGCGGGAAAAUUAAUUUGUUUUUAAUCCCUUUUUGUCGGCCCCGCUUUUUCCCUUUGAUUGACAGCCACCAGAAACGAGGCCGGUGGGCGGAGCUAGCGUCUUAGGAGGUCUUCGAUAAAAAAGAAAAAACGUGUUAAAAAAAUACGCGAACGAGAAUUUUAUUAUUAUUUUUUUAGGCAGUUGUUAUGAUUAUUAUUAUUGAAUUUCUCCCGAAAAACUCGUCUAUAUCCGCUUCAACGUUUUCGGAGAAACCCGCGCCUUUUCGCCGCCACCGUCAUCUCGUCCGUAUUAGUCGUAGGUUAGAGACCUUCCUUUUUUUAAAGAUGGCGGCAGGGACGCAGGAAAAAAAUUACGAAAACACUUCUACGUAAAUGUCCGAAUUCGCGCUUCUCGUUCGUAAUCCUCAAACUCUCUUAACGAUGAUUAUUAUUAAUUACAUUUAUGAUUUUAGGACCUUGUCGUAGUAGGGUUUGCUACUGAGAAGCCGUCUUUCGCGGCGGUGGCAGCGUUUGUACGGAAGAGCUCUGGCCAUGUUUAGGGUUUAGUAUUCUUUUUGAUUACGUUUUUUUUAGAUGUAUCAUAAUUAAUAACUCGGCUAGUUGAUUAAAUAAUAAUAAACCCGCGACAAAAAAUAGAUUCGUCGGCAUAAAAACUGCGCCGGAAAGAAAAAAAAAUCUCUUUUUUAAUUACUAUUUCUUCUUCUUCACAGUUUAAUUAUGUUUUAUUUCCUGGGCUUUCAAACGAGGAUAAAGAUUAAUUAAUUGGUUUGGACCGCAUUAAAGGAGUUAUUAGAGCGUUACUUUA
Messenger RNA from Sceloporus undulatus (fence lizard), 3497 nucleotides. It is a transcript of the gene PATZ1, whose product is annotated as POZ/BTB and AT hook containing zinc finger 1. Gene Ontology annotation, molecular function: RNA polymerase II cis-regulatory region sequence-specific DNA binding; protein binding; DNA-binding transcription factor activity, RNA polymerase II-specific. NCBI's taxonomy places the organism in Eukaryota, Metazoa, Chordata, Lepidosauria, Squamata, Phrynosomatidae. Bases 206 to 2413 code for a protein of 735 amino acids. The transcript is spliced from 6 exons. Gene Ontology annotation, biological process: regulation of cytokine production; negative regulation of transcription by RNA polymerase II; regulation of immune system process. Gene Ontology annotation, cellular component: nucleus. The record is from RefSeq and is a predicted model, not a curated record.